CUUGAUAUUUCCAAUUGAAUAUAAUUAUAGAUAUUGCCUGUAUAAAGUAUAGCUAUAAUAAAUCUACUGAUGAGUAUUGAAUCCAUCCAUGUAUCCUAAUGAUUAAAAAGCGGAAGUAUGAUGGAAAACAAUCCUUUGAAUCUAAAAAAUAUUAUUGAAAUCAAAGAGGAGAAAACAGAUACUGUUACCGAAGAUGGCAAAAUAUCUGAAACGGAUGAAGUGUCUAUUCUCGCUUUAAGCUAUGGUGAAGUGUUUAUUGUUGAAAAUAAUCAAGGAGGUUCUCUAAUGUGGUGGAUCAGUUGCAAUGUUUGCCAAGUCAGGUUUAAUAGCUGUGAAAAUUUUUUAGAACAUGCUAUUAAUAUGCAUUUGAACAAAAAAACAAAGGAAUAUUUAAAAACUGAAAAUGAAAAUGUAUGUGAUGAAGAUCCGCAAAAUAUUUGUGUUGAAAGCAAAAAUAUCAUAGAGACAAUAAUAGAUAACGAAAAAAGUUACAAAGUGGAAGUAUUAGAUGGUGAAAACAGUAAUAAUGAACAAACAGACUCAGAAGCAAAAAAAAAAAUCGGCAUAGAAAUUGAAUUGGAAAAUAUUCCAACACAAUCAAUCAAUAGGCUAAAAACAAACGUAAAAGUUUCACAUCAAAGCAGUAAAAAAAAUGAUGACGAAAAAGUUGAAAAGCAUAUUUGUCCACAUUGUGAUAAAAGUUAUUCAACAAAAAGUAGACUGAAAGAUCACAUAGCUUCUCAUUUAGGAUUAAAUCCGUGUUUUAAGUGUGAACAGUGUGGUGCUUGUUUGAAAAGUAAAUCAACAUUAAAAUCUCAUAUGAGAAUUCACACUGGAGAAAGACCUUUCAAGUGUAAUUUGUGCUCAAAAACUUUUCGAGCUAGGCCAGGUCUAAUAAAUCAUAUGAUCGUACAUACAGGAAAGAAAAAUUUUCCUUGUUCAUUUUGUGGGAAGCUUUUCCAAACACGAGAUCAUAAAGAGAGGCAUGAGAUAAUACACACUGGUGAAAGGCCUUUCCAGUGUGAAGAGUGUGGCGAUCGAUUUCAAACUUCUUCUUCUUUAACAGAGCAUAACAAAAGACACAGAAAUUUUAGGCCGUUUGUCUGCGAAAUAUGUGAAAAAUCAUUCUUUAAUAAUCAACAGCUGAUGCUUCAUAAAGUUGUUCACUCAAACGAAAAAAAUUUUGUAUGCAAAAUUUGUGGAACUAGUUUCGGUAGAAAAAAGAAUUUAAGAACACAUGAACGAAUUCACUCUGAAUCAAAAGACUAUAAAUGCAAAAUUUGUGAUGAAAGUUUUCAAACGUAUGCUGCCAUUAAUUACCAUAUUAAAAAAAAACACGAAUUUGCUCCACUUAGUUAUAACUAUACUCCAAUAGGACCCAGAGGACGAACUGUAAGAAUGGAAAACAAUCCUUUGAAUAUCAAAAAUAUUAUUGAAAUCAAAGAGGAGAAAACAGAUAAUGUUACCGAAGAUGGCAAAAUAUCUGAAACGGAUGAAGUGUCUAUUCUUGCUUUAAGUUAUGGUGAAGUGUUUAUUGUUGAAAAUAACCAAGGAGGUUCUUUAAUAUGGUGGAUCAGCUGCAAUGCUUGCCAAGUUAGGUUUAAUAGCUGUGAAAAUUUUUUAGAUCACGCUAUCAAUAUGCAUUUGAACAAAAAAACAAAGGAAUAUUUAAAAACUGAAAAUGAAAAUGUAUGUGAUGAAGAUCCACAAAAUAUUAGUGCUGAAAGCAAAAAUAUCAAUAUCGAAGAGACAAUAAUAGAUAGCGAAAAAAGUUACAAAGUUGAAAUAUUGGAUGAUGAAAACAGUAAUAAUGGACUAACAGACUCAGAAGCAAAAAAUAAGAUAGGCAUGCCAUUACAAAUUGAAGUGGAAAAUAUUCCAACACAAUCAAUCAAUAGGCUAAAAACAAAAGUCAAAGUUUCACAUCAAAAAAGUAAAAGAAAUGAUGACAAAAAGGUUAAAAAGCAUCUCUGUCCACAUUGUAAUAAAAGUUAUUCAACAAAAAGUAUAUUGAAAGAUCAUAUAGCUUCUCAUUUAGGAUUAAAUCCGUCUUUUAAGUGUGAACAGUGUGGUGCUUGUUUAAAAAGUAAAUCAACUUUAAAGUCUCAUAUGAGAAUUCACACUGGAGAAAGACCUUUCAAGUGUAAUUUGUGCUCAAAAACUUUUCGAGCUAGGCCAGGUUUAAUUGGUCAUAUGAUCGUGCAUACAGGAAAAAAAAACUUUCCUUGUUCAUUUUGUGGAAAACUUUUCCAAACUCGAGAUAAUAAAGAUAGGCAUGAGAUAAUACAUACUGGCGAAAGGCCUUUCCAGUGUGAAACCUGUGGUGAUCAAUUUCAAACUUCUUCGACUUUAGCAGAGCAUAACAAACGACAUAGAAAUUUUAGACCAUUUGUCUGUGAAAUAUGUGAAAAAUCGUUCUAUAACAAUCAACAGCUGAUGCUACAUAAAGUUGUUCACUCAAAUGAAAAAAAUUUUGUAUGCAAAAUUUGUGAUGCUAGGUUCGGUAGAAAAAAGAAUUUAAGAACGCAUGAACGAAUUCACUCUGAAUCAAAAGACUACAAUUGCAAAAUUUGUGAUGAAAGUUUUCAAACGUAUGCUGCCAUUAAUUACCAUAUUAAAAAAAAACAUGAAUUUGCUCCACUUAGUUAUAACUAUACUCCAAAAGGUCCCAGAGGACGAAAAUAAAU
Messenger RNA from Condylostylus longicornis, 2687 nucleotides. RefSeq names its product zinc finger protein 271-like. The transcript is spliced from 10 exons. Lineage: Eukaryota; Metazoa; Arthropoda; Insecta; Diptera; Dolichopodidae. Gene Ontology annotation, biological process: regulation of transcription by RNA polymerase II. The record is from RefSeq and is a predicted model, not a curated record. Gene Ontology annotation, molecular function: RNA polymerase II cis-regulatory region sequence-specific DNA binding; DNA-binding transcription factor activity. The coding region runs from base 118 to 2685 and encodes 855 amino acids.